GUCAACCUCACAGCCUUGCGGACCGACAUUGCUCCAGCCUGGGUAUCAAGCCCGGGAGGGAGAGGAACAUGGGAGAUUCUGUACAGUUGUCUGUUCACGCUUCUUUUGUGUGUAUAUACCGCAAUACACAUGAAUGUGCCACCUGCUGGCGAAAGUAAGUUCGCAUUUUGGUUGAGAAAGACAAAGUGGGUAGCAAUCGCGGUCUUUGCCCCCGAAAUUGUCGUCGUGAACGCUUUU
Molecule: messenger RNA, 237 nt
Organism: Mollisia scopiformis
Lineage: Eukaryota; Fungi; Ascomycota; Leotiomycetes; Helotiales; Mollisiaceae
Exons: 1
Source: RefSeq, a predicted model, not a curated record